AUGAAGCAAAUGUUAAUGACGACCGAGGAGAGGACGCAAUACGUUAUGAAAUGGAGGCACAAGCUCAGAUUACCAUUCUGCAUGAACGGCGAGCAUUGCUACUUCCACAUCAGCCCCAACAUCGUCGUAUUUCAACAAUUCACCCCUGGCAUGUACUUGAGCGUGAUGGUGACGAUUCGAAACGUGACGCCGGUAUCGAGAUACGUGAAAAACAUCUACGAGACUAAUCCUUUCUUCGCCGUGGAAUUUUGUGGUGCCAAUUUCUCGACGAUGCUCGCGCCUGGUCUCUCCGUUACUUACAGAGUGAAAUUCAUGCCCGAGAGAAAGGAAGAUUAUCAAUAUCAGUUAAAAUUCGCGACAGAUAUUGGAGACGUGAUCAUACCUGUCAUAGCGAUCAGUCCGAGAGGGAUCUUGGAUUUUCCCGAUCGUAUCGAGAUACCGGCUACAGCGGCCAAGAUCCCCUCUUUCAAAACGAUAUUUGUGCGCAAUGUGGGGGAUAUAGCAGCUGCUUUCACCCUUUAUACCGACAACCCUUGCUUCUGGAUCGAGCCUUCGAAGGGAAGAAUAGAGGAGGAGGAAUCGCUUCAGUUUAUCGUACACUUUCUGUCCAACAAGGCUGGAGAUUUCGAGGCGAACUUGUUCCUCGAAUACGACACCGGUGAAAAGUUGUGUAUCGAUCUGCAGAGUUCGGCCGAAAAUUGUCAAAUUCGAAUCGACAGAGGCACAGUCAGAUUGGAGGAGACAUUCUUGGGCCUGUCGAGGAGCAAGACCCUGUUGAUCCACAAUAGAAGCAAUUACACGGUCAAGUAUAAGUGGAUGCUUUUCGAGAGCAUCGAGGCGGACAACGAGCGAAAAGAACAUUACAAGAAAUUGAGCCAACUGAUUUACGAGAACGAGCUGCCCCGUUGCGUCAACCUCGAUUAUUACAACGUGUGUACACCUAAUAUCCACAAACUGAUUUAUCAACGUAUCUACACGGAUCAGCUCGAGUCGUUGGUGAAAGAAACGUUCGAGUAUAAAAACAUGUAUUUCUUUCUCUCACCCAUAAUAAUAGCGGGGAACAGAGGGCACAUUUGCGGGACGCUGAUUUACAAGGAAAAGCCAACCGAUUUCGGUGGCACGAUCAACGUGACACCCCCCAGCCUCAAACUGAAACCGGACGAGCUCAAAUCCUUCAAUUUGUCGUUUUCCUCCCAUUAUAAGGGUGAAUUCGUGGAGAGGGUCGAUUUCGUGGUGAAAGAGACCCUCGAGGUGCUCAGCUUGCAUAUCAAGGGUUGCAUCAUAUGCCCGACUCUGCACUUCGACAAGGAGAGCCUCGAUUUCGGGACGACGGCCCUCGCCCUGAUACCAGUUGCCUUCACCUUAACCGUGCUGAACGACGGGGAUGAAGUGGCAUUGACUCACGAAGAGUUCGCGAGAAGUCAAACGAAACCGUCCUUCCCGAGCAAUCCCCAAGAAUUCGAGAUCUCGCCCGAGGAAGGGGUUGUAGCUUCCAACGAUUCCAUGAGAAUCAAGGUGAUUUACACGGCCAAUAUCGCGCGCAUCGGUCACACGAUGAUUCAAGUCGACAUGUGGGACUCCGGCUCGCACCCCGUCCUGUUACCCAUCACAUUCAAAGGCAAAGUGUCCCCAUUGACGAUCGUUCCCCAGGACAUCACGGUCCGAUUCUGCUUCCUCAAUUAUCCGUAUUCGAGAACCAUCGACGUGACCAACAAUUCGGACAUAGACGGAUACUUUUAUUUCAUACCGCAACAAGUCACGGAAGACGAAACGAUGAUAUGCUCGUUCUCCAAGUAUCAAGGAUACGUGAAAUCUUACAAAUCGUGUACAAUCGAUGUCACUAUUAUGAUGAAGGAUUUAGGCACUUAUACGCUCACGUUAAGGUAA
Messenger RNA from Apis laboriosa (Himalayan honeybee), 1887 nucleotides. RefSeq names its product hydrocephalus-inducing protein homolog. Gene Ontology annotation, cellular component: axoneme. The record is from RefSeq and is a predicted model, not a curated record. The coding region runs from base 1 to 1887 and encodes 628 amino acids. Gene Ontology annotation, biological process: cilium movement; axonemal central apparatus assembly. The transcript is spliced from 11 exons. NCBI's taxonomy places the organism in Eukaryota, Metazoa, Arthropoda, Insecta, Hymenoptera, Apidae.